Messenger RNA from Letharia lupina, 1743 nucleotides. RefSeq lists its product as uncharacterized. Gene Ontology annotation, molecular function: protein binding. NCBI's taxonomy places the organism in Eukaryota, Fungi, Ascomycota, Lecanoromycetes, Lecanorales, Parmeliaceae. The coding region runs from base 1 to 1743 and encodes 580 amino acids. The transcript is spliced from 2 exons. The record is from RefSeq and is a predicted model, not a curated record.
AUGUCCAGGUGUCUCCAAAUCGAGCUCGGCUCCGCCACCCCUAAAGCUAUGAGAGAACAUCUCGCGCAAUACUACCCUCUAUUCAUCGAGGGUGCUGUAGCUACCAUUGUUAAACAGGUCUGUCUCAAAGUUGUGGACGUUGAGGGAAUGGUCGCAUGGGCGGCAUGGGAGCUACCAUAUGACGGACCGGCAAACCAUCAACCCGUAAACGGUGUGCCUCCAAUUUGGGGCAUGAACAUGGGAUUUGUGAUUUCGCUGAGUCGCGCCGAGAUGAAGAUGCGCAAUCGAGUUUUGAAGGAGAAGAUGUCUUUUGCGUCUGCCAUUAGAGGAAGCGUCGGCACGAACCAUUUCUACUCAAUCGAACCUGAACCGCAAGCUACCACCCACAUGGACUGUCUCAGUGCUUUACCAGAAGAGCUGACAUCCGAGAUUGUUCAACGGGUGGCUCAUAAAUCCCUACCUGCACUGGUAUCAGUCUCCCGUCAAUUCCACCGUCUGGUGCUCCCUAGGCUCUACCGUUGCGUGCAUUACAGCGGAAUCGAUACAUGUGACAGCGGCAGAGUCAAUAAAGGAUUUCUCGUCUGUGCAAAUUACGCGACAGCGAUAAGACCCGCUCGUGGAGAUUGGCCACUAUGCCAACCAUCGAGGAUUGUCAGGCUCAGUCCUUUCCUUGAAUGCAUCACCACGCGUCCACAAAUCCGCUCCUACAUCGCUACUGCAGGCUUUGACUUGUUGGACACCGAUUCUGAGGCUACAGUUGACAUGGUCUCUUACAUCAUAGACCUACUUCUACCGUCGCUGCAGACAUUGAAUAUCUCACCCGUCUUCUACAAACUUGACCCCCUAAGAGACAUAAAACUCAAGUCACUGAACAUUUCUCACGAAAUAUGGGCGAACCGGGAUCCUGGAAACUCCUACGUCUUCGCUUUGUUCCGUAUAUCGACUCUCCGAAAUCUCUCCAUCGAGAUUGCAGCAGAUUGGGACACGUCUCCUCGGUGGCAUCGUCCUCAACAUUCUGCAAGGUUGAGAACUUCAAACGUGACAUCGUUGUCCUUUCCGACCGGUAUUCCUUUCGGAGAUGACUUGGCAGAGAUCCUGUCGUGGCCUAAAGCUUUGGAAGUCUUUGAGCUUGGACCGCCUCCUGUUCGCAAUAAGAAAGUCCUUGCAAAUGUGCUCUCCCCCCGAAGACUGGCCGAGUGCAUUGGUUUACAGCAGAGUUCACUCCGUGAACUCUGCAUUAUCGAAUAUCCAUACAAGCGCACCAUAACAGAUAUUAAUGACGCCACCUUCGGAAAUUUACGUAACUUCAAGGCAUUGAGUCGCCUUUGCGUGCCAAAACGUUUGCUGGUGGUCUCAGAUGAGUACAGAGAGCUGUACUUCAAAGAUAGCCAAACGCCGCCACAGAUCUGGGAAGUUCUGCCUCCAGCAAUACGGAUGUUGAGACUGGAAGGUGAACCGCACUUCACGUGGAUUGUUAGACUUUUCCAACCCAUGUCUCCUCCCCUGCCAAAAGAGCUCAUGAUGCAGCUGAGUGAGAUCGCUAAACAUAAGAGAUUGCGAUACCCAAAUCUGCAAGAAGUCGUGUUGGGGCAGCCACGGUUGGCCGAGCCUUUUCAGACCUUCAUUUUGAAGAGCCUUCGCGGCAACUCCGGCAUUAUCAAGGAUUUCGAGGAGAGUGAGAUACGGCUUACGUUUGCGCAAGACCCCGAGACGAGCGCACCGAGAAGAAGAAAAGUCGUCUAA